AUGCGUUCUGUUAAUGGAGGAGGUAGCAUCGCGAAUAGAAGAUUCUCAGAGCCUCCCAGGUACAACUAUUCUCCCAUCAAGCAGGCAGUAGACCCUUCCGGUGAAAGAUUAUCUGGAAGGUCUGAUGGUAGUGUUCCAGCCGUACUGACUUCUGAAAACAUGUCCACUUCAUCUUCGGGGAGCUCCGUUACACCAAAGAACCUACGACAGAGGUAUACUUCCACUAUUUCACUGAGUAUCUGCUCCUCAAAUACAUCUUCACCAACUUUGAAUGUGAGUUCGGCCAACUCAACAAUUAGAUCGCCUAAGACUCCCUCGAAAGCAGCAACAGAAAGUAAUGCUCUGACAAAUGUAACCACCCCAACAACUUUCAACGGUCAAAAUUCAAGUAGUUCCAAUGGCAGUGACUCCCUGGAUCAACAGAAUACUCUACGAAGUACCUUGAAUUCCACUCCCAUUCAUCGAAAUCAAAGCGCUAAGUAUAUGAGUCCAAUAGCAACGAACCAAAAUUCCCACCUUUCUAGUCAAUUGAAGAGUGCCAGUUCCACUAUUGCUGAGAUUGAAAAGGAAGUAAUUUCAGUGAAUCCAAAUGUCAACCGUCCGAUUAUUAUCCGAGAGAUUGAGGAGGAAGAGGAUCAAUGCAGUGAUAUUGACAUGGAGUCCUCGGGAGAGUACGAGAAGGAAGAGGUGUCGGUAAUUGAGAGAGUUAAGGAGCCAACUCAAGUGAAAGAACGAAAUGAAUCAUUUGUGGAGGUUUCAAAGAUGAAUCUUGAAGAUGAGGGCUGUGUAACAGACGUCAAUGGCAUUAUUGUUUACACCCCCGCUACUUCUGAGUAUCGAAAUCUCUUCCAAUCAAACCGAGAUGAUCUCAAACACUUCAUAAAACGCGUCUUACAACAAGUUCAGAGUGAAUCCAGUGAUCAAAUCGUGUUUGCUGUUGGAAAACCCCCAGAACCGACUUUCCGUCUGUGUAAGUUAAUCUACGACGAAAUACCCUAUAUUCUAACCUCCACCAAGGAAUUAAUUAACAACGCUUUCCUCAUAUCGGAGAAACUCCUUGGUCGACAGGAGUUAAGCAUUCGUGGAAUGGAAUUCGUAUUCUCUAGAGAUCUUCGACUAAUCGAUGUAACAAUGAAUACCUACCUAAAUGCAAAUACCUCAGCCCGACAAAUCUUCAAAAAUCCUCUAUUUCGCGCCUUUAAUAGCUACGUAACUUCGAGGUCGUCUGAAACCUCUCCAACCAAAGACACUAACAGAGCAUUUCUUGCAGAUCUUGCUGAAAUUGUACAAUUUCAAUUGCUUAUCAUGUCAGCCGGGUUCGGUCCCCAAGAGAUUGUCGGACUAUACCGUUUGAUGAUUGCUAUGUCUGCAAUCCGAUUUAUAAAACAGAGCAAACCGCGACAGUCGACCAAUUAUGGAAGACUGAACUCCCUUCCUGAAGAUUUGUAUUUAUGCAUUCAAAAGAGGAUUCUUCAUGGAAAGGUUGCAGCUCCGCAUGCCUUAUCAGAUUUUACCGCAAAUGAAGUGGCCCGAUUAAUUGGAGUGGACGAAAAGGCCUUUAACAACUUGGUAUUUUCAAGGAGCUCAUGGAGAGAACAUGCUCGUGGCAAUGUUAUCUCCAAGCAAUUCUGGCGCUAUCUGCAGUUCCGAAAGAGUAAACUAUUGUCUCCAACUAGUAGCACAUACUCCCAGAAUGAUUCUGGGUUCUUUGAGGAUUAUUCAGGCUCCCGAAAGAGAUGUCUAAAGAUGCGAAAACCAAUUCAACAGAUACGAAUUAGGAAACGUUAUUUCAGGAAGGUGACUAGGACAAGAAAACAUCUGGAACUCGAUCAUCGUGCUAAUAUGAAGCACAUUUAUCAUCCAAGCAGGCAAAAUGGAGUCAGACCACAUCGAACUGUAGUAGAAAUGAUUUGCAGAAAACUUCAUCUCCUCUGUGUUUCGGUGGUACUCAAUAAGCUCAAUUCGAUGUUACAUUCGUCUCUGAACAGGUAA
Messenger RNA from Rodentolepis nana, 1992 nucleotides. Lineage: Eukaryota; Metazoa; Platyhelminthes; Cestoda; Cyclophyllidea; Hymenolepididae. The record is from the annotation of a GenBank genome assembly.